GCGUGGCGACGCUUCCGCCUUCCUUCCGUUGUCACGCGACCGCCUCCACCUCCCUCCCUUCCCUUUUUACCUCCUGGCCAGCUUGCCCAGUGCUGAGAUAUUCGGACCGCAGCUGUGGAAAGGAGCGACGCCAACUCUGAUCAUGUCCACGACCGCGACUAUCGCCGAGUAUCAAGCCCAGAAUAAAGCCAAGCUCGUCUCUGAGGUUCGACGGAGGUUUGAAGCUGAGUAUGUGACAGAUAAGUCAGAUAAGUAUGAUUCACGUGAUGUUGAAAGACUACAGCAAGAUGAUAACUGGGUUGAAAGUUACUUGGCUUGGAGGCAUAAUGUCAUAGAUGAAACACUGAAGAUGCUUGAUGAGAGUUUUCAGUGGAGGAAAGAAAUGGCUGUCAAUGACCUGACCGAAGCCUCCAUUCCCAGGUGGCUAUUGGAAAUUGGUGGCAUUUAUCUCCAUGGUUAUGACAAAGAAGGCAACAAGUUAUUCUGGAUCAGGGUGAAGUACCAUAUAAAAGACCAUAAGACCAUGUUGGACAAAAAGAAGCUUAUUGCAUUCUGGUUGGAACGGUAUGCUAAGAGAGAAAAUGGGAAGCCUGUUACAGUGAUGUUUGACCUGUCAGAGACUGGACUAAAUAACAUAGACAUGGACUUUGUACGCUUUAUCAUCAACUGCUUUAAGGUUUAUUACCCUAAAUACCUCUCAAAAAUAGUGAUCUUCGAUAUGCCUUGGAUAAUGAAUGCCGCUUUCAAACUUGUGAAAACCUGGCUUGGUCCAGAAGCAGUGAGUUUGUUGAAGUUUACGAGUAAAAAUGACAUCCAAGACUAUGUCAGUGUAGAAUACCUGCCUCCUCACAUGGGUGGAACUGAUCCUUUCAAGUAUAGCUACCCACCACUUGUAGAUGAUGAUUUCCAAACACCAUUGUGUGAAAAUGGGCCUAUUGCCAGUGAGGAUGAAGCUUCAAGUAAAGAAGAUAUAGAAAGUGAUGGCAAAGAUACCUUGGAAACAAUUUCUAAUGAAGAACAAACAACUCUUCCUAAAAAGGGUAACAUAAUGGAACCUACUUCCAAAGCAGAUGAGAAUGAAAAAGUUGAUUCCAAAAUGAAAACUUUCAAGAAACCACUGAGUGUGUUUAAAGGGCCCUUAUUACACAUCAGCCCAGCGGAAGAACUGUAUUUUGGAAGUACAGACUCAGGAGAGAAGAAAGCUUUGAUAGUGUUGACAAAUGUAACAAAAAACAUAGUGGCAUUUAAGGUGAGAACAACUGCUCCAGAAAAGUACAGAGUCAAGCCCAGCAACAGCAGUUGUGACCCUGGUGCAUCAGUUGAUAUAGUUGUGUCUCCCCAUGGCGGUUUAACAGUCUCUGCCCAAGACCGUUUUCUGGUAAUGGCUGCAGAAAUGGAACAGACAUCUGGCACGGGUCCAGCAGAAUUAACUCAGUUCUGGAAGGAAGUUCCUAGAAACAAAGUGAUGGAGCACAGGUUAAGAUGCCAUAUUGUUGCGAGUUGUAAACCAUCUAGUCUUACAUGGAAAGAUCACGCCUCUAACAUGUCAGAUAAAACCAGCGAAGACCUCUGCCAUCAGCUCAGUCGUUUGGUAGCGAGCACUAGGAAGCUUGAAGACCAAGUCGAACGAUGUAUCUGGUUCCAGCAGCUGCUGCUUGCCCUAACUAUGCUCUCAUUUACCUUUAUGGUUUCUUCAUUCUAUCUGUUGUACAGUUCAAGAAGUGGGCCUUAGUGGGAGUCUAAGACUCCGAACUUUACCACCAUGCUCCAAGUGUCGCACAUCUAUGCUUCCACCAAGGAGAUGUACGGCAUUUAGGGGCAGAACUGAAACAUUCUUGAAAUAAACUAGUAGAAUAAGCAAACACUGAAGAGAUUGAUUAUGAGAGUCUAUAGGUAGUUAGUCAAGUAAGUAAAGGCAUAUCUGUUGUGUGACUUAAUAGUUUAGAGAUAAUUUAUUUUCCCCUCCUGAAUACUUUUAAAGCUUGUUUUAUCGUGUGUGUGUGUGUGUAUAUAUAUAUAUGUAUGUAUUAUAUAUAUAUAUAUAUAUAUGUACAUGUUAGCUGAACAGAAAAGUAACUUGCUUUGUUGCAGCCAAAAAACGUCAUCUGCUUUUUUUUUUAACACAGUUAUUAUAGCUGAGCCAACUUAGUUUUUCUAUACUGUGUAUAUAGAACAAUGUAUAUUGAAGAAAAAAAAAAAGACGUACUUAUACAGAGUCAUUUCUGUAACCAGGACUUUGUCAUUUUGAGGACUACUAACACGUGCUAGUUGAUGUUCUUUUGGAAUGUACAACUACUUAAUGCCAAACCACCUUUAGCCUUUGUUUCCUAUCCGUCUUCCUUAAAGGCCUGCCUGCCUUUUAUUAGGGCUUCCCUGGUGGCUCAGAGGUUAAAGCGUCUGCCUGCAAUGCGGGAGACCUGGGUUCUAUCCUUGGGUUCGAUCCCUGGGUCGGGAAGAUUCCCUGGAGAAGGAAAUGGCAACCCACUCAAGUAUUCUUGCCUGGAGAAUCCCAUGGACAGAGGAGCCUGGUGGGCUACAGUCCAUAGGGUUGCAAAGAGUCAGCGGACUUUGUAUUGAACAAUCACAUUCUCAUUGAGGUAGGACUGGGGAACUAAGUCUGGUUGGAUUUUCUCUGAAAUCUGUCAGUAACAUCUGAAGGAGAACCUCUCCAGUCUUUUUUAUGCAGUUUCAUGUUGCUCUCUGGCUGGACACAUACCUUUUUGCUUCACCUGUUAUAAAGGCCUGAUCCUCCAUUGGAUCAUCUUCACCUUCUUUUCUAAAUGAAAGGAGUUAGAUAAACAUAUUUUUUGAAAAGUUAAUUUUUGAAAAAGAUGCCUAGCAGUAUAAUUCAUUUACAUUUCAGUUUCUUGUUAAAAUCAGGCAUGAGAGGGGAACUUGACAAAACACUGGAGUAUUUAAGAGGGUGGAAAAAAAACUGAAACUUAGGUUGUCAGUUCUCCGUUUUAAAAGUGAAAAAUAGUACUUGGUGAUCGACUGUCCAACCUUCAGACCAAGGUUAACUGACUUGAUCUUCCACCUUUGUCAACAGCAAUACUGAGGACAGUUCCUCAAUUCCUAACAUGAAACACCUCGCGGGAGCAGAGCCUAAUAACAGUAGUUUCUUUUCUCAUCAAUAUAACCAGUUUGGGUCCCUGUUGCUUCACAUGUAAAUCUACUUUAUAUGAAAGACAAAAAAUAGUCUGUAAAAUAAAUUUUGAGUUGUGAUUGAGCCACGUUUGGAGAAUGUUUUAUUCUGAGCUUGUAGUGUUGGCGGCUUUCAUCCUGAGAACUUGAUGACCCUAAAUGGCAUUAUGAAGAAGGAAGAGAGAGGCUUCCUUGGAAAUGGGCCUAGGAAAUAAAACCUUAAAUGGAUACUGGUCUGAUACUUUGUCUUAAUUUGGGUUUUUCUGUUUCAGUUUGCCACCUCCAGACGUGAAAGUGACUGCAGUCCACCCUAAGUACUGUUCAUAGUUUCUCCCUGUGUGUGCAGCGCUUUCCCCUUAUAUGGUAGAUCACUGGCUUUACUAUAAUCGAAUCCCAAAUUGUCUAUGUGUUUUGUUCUUUGGCAAAUAAAUGUGGAAAUAAUUAGUCAAAAUUGGAAAUGUAUAAUAAUUCACGUGAAAAUUACAUAAACUCACUAAAAUGUUUUUCCCUGAUGUCUGGCCAGUUGAAUUUAAUAACGUAUCUUGUUAACAUUUGUGUGUCUAUUAAAUGUGACUAAGCAAAAUGUACUGAAAAUUAACCAUAAAAUCAAAGGCAUCUAAACUUUUGUACUUGUCUUGAUUGGUUACAUAUAUUUAUAUUUGAUUUUAUUCUGUCUUCCUUUAUUUAAUCACAUUUGUAUGAUUAUUUUGAGUACUCUAUAAUUAUUUUUUAAUAUGUCAUUACCUGUUUAUGACCAGAUUACCAAGGACCAACAUUUAGAUUUAGAUUGUUUUCACUUGGGAAUGGAAAUUCAUCGCGUUUCCAUGAAAACAUUAAUGAAGUAUCAUUAUAGGCAAGAGCCUAAAAAUACAAUUGCUGGUAAACCUAGACUCAAAUUUCAUAAUAUACCAUAACUGUUUUUAUAUCUUGCCACUAAUUUUGACUGGAUUUAAUAGCACUUUAUUGUACAAUUGCGAAAAAAAAAUAUAUUCCUAGAAUUGUUGCCAGUGUAAUUUCUCUAAUGUUCUGGUGCUUUUCAUAUAUUUUCAGUAUUUUUAUUACUAUAUUGGUAUUUUCUUUGUAUAAAUUGAUCAAAAGAACAUGCUUUCUAUUUUAAUAUGUUUUAGAAAAAUAAUACAUUUAUGCAAUAAAUAUCAUCAGGAAAAA
Molecule: messenger RNA, 4311 nt
Organism: Bubalus bubalis (water buffalo)
Lineage: Eukaryota; Metazoa; Chordata; Mammalia; Artiodactyla; Bovidae
Gene: MOSPD2
Product: motile sperm domain containing 2
Exons: 15
Coding region: 143-1732 (529 amino acids)
Source: RefSeq, a predicted model, not a curated record